AAAUGAAUGCCAUGCUUGCAUGUUCCGCCAAGCGAACUUCUACUUCGAGCCGACGAUGCAGAUCAAGUGGUGGUCUAUUUACCCGUUCCGUUCUAUUAGUCGGACAUAUCGGGAAGGUACUUACUUACUUACUUACUUACUAACUUAGUUCUCGAUAUGCAUCGCAUUAUAUAUUUCUGUAUCGCAACGCACAAAUAACGUCGCUUUUCUCUGUACGUUGCCAACACAGGCGGUGCGGUACUAUAGCCAUGGCUUCGCAUCAGGACUGGUUCCGCCUCUUUUAUGAGGGGCUCUUCUGGCUCGUUGUAUCUCUCCUACUCUCCGUGUUCCUCUAUACCGCCGCACGGAAAACCCAAAGGAACCUCGUCUCAGAGGAGGCGAACGGCCGCAGCAAGGAUAUGACGCUCGAAGAAGCGUAUCUCGUCAAAACCAGGAUCGCCGAGCGCGAGUUCCCCUUCGUCUUUUCCGCUGCGACGAACGCCGUGUUCUUCAAGGCCGAAGGGAUCCCCUCCAUAGCCAAGCUCGUCGCGCGCGCCGCACGGCGCUCUACACCCCGGAAGGGACCCAGCGCAGCACCGCUAGACCUCCUCGGCCGCCCCGGCGCGUCCGCCACGAAAGCCGCCGUCGAUCGCGUCAAUUACAUCCACAGCUUCUACCGGCCGUCGGGCAAGAUGUCCGACGACGACCUGCUGUAUGUCCUCUGCCUCUUCGCGCUCGAGCCGAUCCGGUGCGUCGAGAGGUUCGAGUACCGCCGUUUGACGGCGCUGGAGCGUCGUGCGCUGGCGACGCUGUGGAAGGCGCUUGGAGAGGAAUUGCGCAUCCCGUUUGAUAGGUUGGGGGAGGGUGGCGGUGAUGCGCUGGAGUGGCUUGCGGAGCUGGAGCGUUGGGGACAGGAGUAUGAAGAAAGGUUCAGGGAGAAGACGCCUGAGAGCGUCUUCCUCGGCGAGAAGCAGUUGGACGCUUGGGUGAGCGGUGUACCGCUGUUCUUCUUGAGGCGCUGGGCUCGCGAGUGUGUUGCUGUGCUUAUUGAGCCUGGGCUUCGGCGGGCUAUGGGUAUCGAGACACCCUCGACGCUGGCCGUGGUUCUUGUGGAAUCGGUUAUCGGCGCCCGCAAGUUCAUACGGCGUUGCCUCUGUACCCUGUGGUGGUAGAUCUGUGACCGUGGACGUCGCCGAACAGACAGGGAAAUGGACACAUGCACUCUAGAAAGGGUUUCAUGUGUUUGAUUGUGAAUCUAGUAUACCAUCAAGAUACUGCCAAGGUAUUAGAGGCAAGCGUUUUGGGA
Messenger RNA from Xylaria bambusicola, 1285 nucleotides. RefSeq lists its product as uncharacterized. Bases 249 to 1151 code for a protein of 300 amino acids. Gene Ontology annotation, molecular function: oxidoreductase activity. The transcript is spliced from 3 exons. The record is from RefSeq and is a predicted model, not a curated record. NCBI's taxonomy places the organism in Eukaryota, Fungi, Ascomycota, Sordariomycetes, Xylariales, Xylariaceae.